This is a messenger RNA of Myxocyprinus asiaticus (Chinese sucker), 5534 nucleotides long. Its product is annotated as transmembrane protein 214-B-like. Gene Ontology annotation, cellular component: endoplasmic reticulum; Golgi apparatus. The transcript is spliced from 16 exons. The coding region runs from base 2827 to 4887 and encodes 686 amino acids. Lineage: Eukaryota; Metazoa; Chordata; Actinopteri; Cypriniformes; Catostomidae. The record is from RefSeq and is a predicted model, not a curated record.
UUUAGAUACAGACAUUAACUCAAGAACAAGCAUGCGCAUUAGCUAUACAAGUUGGUAUUGUUGGUAUUUUUUAGCGUAAUCUGAGGUAAAGAAGCACAAUUAAUGAUUCCAGUAUUGUCAGAUUUUAUUGCUGAUUUGAAAUAUGUUCUUUGAUCGUAAUCUUGACCAACUGUUUUUGAGAUUUUGGUCUUUUCCCAUUCAAGUAGAUAGGAGCUGCACUGGCAUGACUGGAAAUUGCCUCCCGAGAGCUUUCCAACUCAUCAUUAUGAGUUUCAUUCAGUUAAUAAGUUUACCUUUUAAAAAGUGAGUUUUGAGUAGUUUGUAAGAGGGUAAUGGAGGUCAAAGCAAUGCAUUUCAGUUUUGCAAUGUAGUUUUACUUGGUGAGGGGAACAUAAAUGCUGAAAACGGAGCUUAAUGGAGGUCCUUGUUGAGGAGCAUUGACCUGGAAAUAUUCUUUAUGAUGUUCUGUGUUCUGAAUAAUGCACUUAAAGCACAACUACAACAUAUUCUGCCAUGUGUAUUUGAUUUAUUAGAAUGUUCAGAGAAUGAACUUAUAUAUCAGAUGUCACAAAUUACUAAUGGACCUUGACUCAACCAGCAGAAGUAUCCCAAUAAGCCAAAUGUUUGCCAGGGCAUGUUGGCAAAUGUCAGAUUGGCACAGUGUGGGUCAGUGUGCCUGUCUAGAGUGCACACUCUCUGCUGCCAUCUACUGGAAAGAGACCACGUCACACAUGCAAGUGUAGAUUAAAUUAAAUCAUUACAAAUGAAUUAGAGAUAUUUAACAGGUCAUUUUAAAGAUCAUGGGGAAAAACAAGGCACAAUAAAAAUACACUGUUUCUGUCUGGAUGCACAAAUGGUGCAUUUUGUGUAUUUAUUUUUUAAGGAACAAUUGCAUUAUACAAUAAAAAGAUAAACAGAAAAACAACAAAAAUAGGGUGGAAAAUUAAACGAGAACGAAAACUGUGAGUAUAUUUCAUUAUUUAAAUUAAUUUAUUACUCUAAAUGACUUUUAUUCAUUCAUUUAUUAAACUAACGAAUAUUACAAAUUUUAGGAAUAUUCCGGGCUCAAUUUGUGGCAUAAUGUUGAUUACCACAAAAUUUGAUUUAGACUCUUCUGUCCUUUUCUUUCUUUAUUUAUUUAUAUAUUUAUAUCUGGAUUACAGUGAGACACUUACAAUGGAAGUGAAUGGGGACAAACUGUAAACAUUAAAAUACUCACUGUUUCAAAAGUAUAGACACAAGACAUAAUCAAUAUGAUUUCACUAACCUUUUCUGUGUGAAGUUCAAUAAUAAUAGUAACUUUACAGCUCAAAUAAUACUCAACUUUUAACAGAAUAAUUAAUGUAAGUGCUUUUAUAAAAUUAUAAGUGUCACAUUUCUGACUUUAAACACUCCAAAAAUUGGCUCCAUUGACUUCCAUUGUAAGUGUCUCACUGGAACCUCCAUUUGUGGUUUUUUUUUAAAGAAAAGGAGGAACGAGUCGAAAUUAAUGUUUGUUGUUAAUCAACAUUAUGCCACAAAUGCUGUCGAUUGAGCUUAACUUGUAUUGAACCCAGAAUAUUCCUUUAACCCCUGUGCGACCUUCAGGACAUUUUAGUUUUUUCGAUCAUUUUGGCUGUGUUAAUGUCAAUGGCAUAAAUCUGGCCAAAGGUGUAUAUUUUGGGGGGAAUUUUGAUAGUUCAACCUCAGUUCCUAUAAUACAUCUAUAAUACACUGUGUACACAAAAUAGUUACACUCAGGACCUUCAGGACAAAAAUGUCCCCAUUGAAACACAUUAAAACUGCAAUAUUUGAUCCCAGUGCCAUUAAAGCAUAAAAUCAUGAAUUCUGUGAUAUUACACUUUCAUUCCGGAGCCCUGGCUUCAAAAUUUACAUUUUUCAUAUUUUCCACCAGAUGGCGCCAUUUUUCUCAUGUUUAGCCUAUGGAGCAAAUACAUGCUUUUCCCCUAUUUUCUGUUUGCUGUAUUAUAGAGCACUGCAGGACAAUUGAAUAAAUAAUGCAGAUAAAAUUGUGUGUGUGUGUUGGUAUGGAUGUCAGAGUGUGUUUUGUAUGUGUGUAUUGAGAAAUUUGUGUGUGUAAUUUAGUAUAUGAAAUAUAUAUAUUUUUUCUUUUUUUUUAACAACAGUGGCAUUAUAUAAACAAACUGGCAUUUAAAGGGUUAAAAUCCUGAAAAUGAAUGAAUAUUUGAUAGUUAUGAUCAGGACUGAUAUUGGUUAAAAAAAAUUAACUCAUUGAAAGUGGAAAAUAAUAUUAAUAUAUAACAUUAUUAUGGCAGUUAUUUGACACGGACAUUUUUGUCUUCUAAAGACCUCUGAGUAACUUUUUUUUAAAUUGACGCACAAGGGGUAAGAAAGUGAGAAGCAUAUUUUCUCACUGAACAAACGCAUAUUCAAAAGAAAACAUGUGCAGGAGUGACGUCAUCGCCAAAGAACAAAUUCAAACGUUGAAGUCACGUGCUGCUCAACGGCGCGUCUGAUUGGUCAGAUUGGUUGCAUGUCCAGGCGUUUAGCCGCUACGCUAGCAGAAUUUACGGGAUAUCAAGAUUAUAACGUGAAUAUCACAUAAAUUACCUGGCUAAAGUGUGACGGUGUUUAAUUAGUAAUGUAUGAACUUUAUUUUCAGGACACUGUCAUGGGAUAGAAUACACGACAAAAAGAAUUAAGAGCCAUUUUAGCCGUGAGCCCUGUAAGUGACUCUCGCUCGCCCCCGUCUGAAGCAGCUCGUACACAUCUAUUAGACAGACGUGGCAUAAGAAACCGUUUGUGUGGUCCGAUCAAAGCUAUCGAUUAUUUAAUAAUUAUCGUUUAUUUCUUUUGAUCGUGAGCAUGGCCUCUGGUGUGGGCAAAUGGGAGGUGGUGAAGAAAGGAAAGAAACCGAAUAACAGCAGCGUUUCCGGUGGAAAACCUCAACAACAGGAGAAGAAAUCAAGCAGGAAAGCGCUGAGGGAGGCCAACACGAGCCAAACUGACACGAACCGCAUCACAUCUGAGACCAUCUUCGACGGCUUUGAGAAGAUGGGGAAGAAGUUGAAUAAGGAGCAGGUUCCUCCUCCAGUGGAACUCCAGCAGAAGAAACCAAACACGGGGAAACAGACCAAGAAACCCCCUUCUAACGGCAGCACCAAACCCACCAACUACAGAACACUGGAAGAGGCUGUCAAAGCCUUGGAUGUGUUGGAGUUAAAGCAGCAGUUGGAGAAAAGUCAAUCACUGUUUCCUGAGAAUCCGUCCGUCUGGGUGAAAGAUCUCGCAGGAUACCUGAACUACAAACUGCCCGCGCCGGACACAGACCCCACACUCAGCAGCUACACACAUGAUUACCCAUACUGCCUCACUGGGAAGGAGUUGAGGGGCGUUAUUAAAAACCUGCUGAGCAAAUGUUCAGACACGCUGCCAGAGUUCUUCGACCACUGUGUAUUCAGUAUGCUCCGAGAACAGGACAGACAGCCAUGUGAAUCGCUGCAUGGCUACAGGAUGUGCAUUCAAGCUAUCAUGCAAGACAAACCCAAAAUAGCCAUGCUGAACCUCGCCGACCACCUGGAGCUGCUGCGGUCUCAUCAGAACCGGCCGGUGAAGUGUCUGAGCAUCAUGUGGGCGCUGGGACAGGCGGGAUUCUACGACCUUAGUCAGGGCAUCAUAGUUUGGUUGGGGAUAAUGCUUCCUGUUCUUGGGAUCAAAUCUCUCUCUGCGUACGCCAUCGCAUACCUGGAGCGACUCCUCACUCUUCAUGCCAACCUGACCAAAGGGUUUGGCAUUAUGGGGCCAAAAGAAUUCUUCCCACUGCUGGACUUUGCUUACAUGCCCAAAAAUGCUCUGUUGCCAAGUCUACAGGAGCAGCUGUGUCGGCUGUACCCGCGACUGAAGGUGCUGGCGUUCGGAGCGAAACCCGAAUCUACUCUUCACACGUAUUUCCCCUCCUUCCUGUCACGAGCCACGCCCAACUGUCCCGAUGCCAUGAAGAAAGAGCUGCUCAACAGUCUGACGGAGUGUCUGUCGGUAGACGACCAAAGUUUGAGUGUGUGGAGGCAGUUAUACACCAAACACCUGUCCCAGUCCAGUCUUCUGUUAAAUCACCUGCUCAAGUCGUGGAACUCACUGUCACCAAAGUUACGGAAAAACCUUCAGGACACCAUCCAGUCCUUCAGAGUGACCAAUGAAGAGCUGCAGACCACUACAAACACACAGGAAAUACAGGAGUGCAACACACUCUGCCAUGAGCUUUCUCGCCAGUCUCUGCAGUUAAAGAUGCGCGGUCAGGGUUUCCCAUGGUGGCGUGUGUUGCUGAUGAUGUUAGUGUUUGGGGCCGGGUUCAUCGCACAUGACAUCAGGUCACAGGGGUCGUUCGCAGACUCCACGACAUCACUGUACCUGGAGACGUCAGGAGUCACGGCUGCAUCCCAGCAAGCCUGGAGCAAAGUGUCGAACUACAGCCAACAGGGUGUCAGCUGGUUGUCGGAGAACAUGCCAUAUUAUUACUCUCGUGCGGUGGAGAAGCUGGGGCCGCUGCUGGAGGACGGGCAGGACAGGAUGAAGGUGGCAGCAGUCUUCAUCACUAAGAAGAGUUCAGAACUUUUACUGUGGCUACAGGAGAAUGUGCCACUACUCAUAGAAUGGAUCAAUGUGAAUACUCCAGAGAGUGUGUUUCAGUGUAUAGAAUAUGUGAAGGACUUUCUGCUGUAUAUUCAUGAGCAGUUCAUCAUACCGUCACUUCAGUAUCUGAACACGGCGCUACAACACACCUGGCAAAAUCUACAGGACUCCUGCAAUGGUGAAGUGUCGCUCCACUGUUUACAAAACCACCUGAAGUCCUUUACAAACGUCACCUGGAGUUACCUGCAGCACGCCACGUCUGCCAUCAAGAGCCGAGCACAAGAGCUGCUGUCAUGAGUGUGAUACACACAGACAGACACACACACACACAGACAGACAUACACAUAUACACACAUAUACACACACACACACACACAUAUAUAUACACAGACAUACACACACACGCACACACAGACAGACAAACAUACACAUAUAUAUACACAGACAUACACACACAGACAGACAUACACACACACACUCACAGACAUACCCACAUGUUUUCCCACCUGUCUUUGCUUUUUUUAAUUGUUUGGUCAAUUUGCAUGAGAUUUUAUAUCAGUUGUAUGGACAGCUCUGUCUUUUGUGCAGAUAAAUGCUUUUUCAAAGUGUUUAUUGUCACAUCUACUGCAGCUGGAUGAGAUCUUUCUUGAACACUGAAUAUUAAUGUGAUAAAGUCAAUGGAUGAAUUUGUAGAACAACUUGAGAGUUUAAUUACAAACUUUAACAACUGAAUCUUCUGCCUUUAUACUGUUCUGAAUUCAAAUUGACUAAAAGAAUUCAGGUUUUGCUAGAGAGGUUCAGUUAUUGUUUCAGAAACAAAGUUGGACUCGAGUAUUUAAAUGCUAUGUUUGAUUUGAAACAGGUGUGUGUCCUGUAACGAGCUGAUUUGUUACUGUGUAAAUGGUUUAUAAAUAAACUACUGCUGUUCAGUUCUGAUCAAUACA